CCUUACUGCUUUGUCAUCAGCCUCUGAUUGAGGAAGGCUCUGCUCUCCUGCACUGUUUGUGGAAGCUGAUAAAAUACCAGGUGUCUGCAGCCUCUGGGGAGAGCCCCACUUCUUUAUGAUGUGAUCAAUCACGUUCCAUUUUCAUUCAUACAAUACGCUGGCUUCAGGAGGCGAGAGGGCGGCUUCUGUCUGCUUUUCAUUCCUGCUUUGGUGCUCUUUCUGUGGGCAAGAGGAUUGUAAGAGAGCCUAUCCCUGGAGCUUCCUUAUCCCUCAUUUGCAUUUGAUCGUUAAGGAGAUCCUUUGGGAAUAUCAAACCUCCAUGUACGACAAUUUGUACCUGCAUGGAUUCGAAGACUCGGAGGCGGGUUCGGCUGACUCCUACACUAGCAGGCCCUCUGACUCAGAUGUCUCUCUUGAUGAGGAGCAAGGAGGUCAGCAGGAGAAAGAGCAACAGGCCACCGUCCAGCUGGAGAGGGCAAAGGCCAAAGCAGUGGCCUUUGCCGUGAGGACAAAUGUCAGCUACUGUGGUGCUCUGGAUGAGGAUGUCCCUGUCGCUGGCACUGCCAUUUCCUUUGAUGCUAAAGACUUCCUUCACAUAAAGGAGAAGUAUAACAAUGACUGGUGGAUUGGACGACUGGUGAAGGAAGGUAGUGAUAUCGGCUUCAUCCCCAGUCCUGUGAAACUGGAGAACAUUCGCUUACAACAGGAGCAAAAAAGGAGCCGCUUCCAUGGGAAGUCCAGUGGGAACUCCUCCUCCAGUAUGGGUGAAAUGGUGUCAGGCACCUUUAAGCCCAACCCUCCUUCUGCAGGAAAACAGAAACAGAAAGUGGCUGAGCACAUUCCUCCAUAUGAUGUGGUCCCCUCCAUGAGGCCGGUGGUCUUAGUUGGCCCAUCACUUAAGGGCUACGAGGUUACAGAUAUGAUGCAGAAAGCACUCUUUGACUUCCUGAAACACAGGUUUGAAGGCAGGAUAUCAAUCACAAGAGUAACUGCAGACAUCUCUUUAGCCAAGAGAUCUGUGUUGAAUAACCCCAGUAAGAGAGCCAUCAUCGAGAGAUCCAACACCAGAUCCAACUUAGCUGAGGUUCAGAGCGAGAUAGAGCGGAUCUUUGAAUUGGCCAGAUCACUUCAGCUGGUUGUACUGGAUGCAGAUACAAUCAACCAUCCGGCACAGCUCAUCAAGACCUCUUUAGCACCCAUUAUCGUACAUGUCAAAGUGUCUUCUCCAAAGGUAUUGCAGCGGCUAAUCAAAUCACGAGGGAAGUCUCAGAGCAAGCAUUUAAAUGUACAACUGGUCGCAGCAGACAAAUUAGCUCAGUGUCCUCCAGAAAUGUUUGAUGUUAUUUUGGAUGAGAACCAGCUUGAGGAUGCAUGUGAACACCUGGCUGAGUACCUAGAGGCCUACUGGCGUGCAACUCACAUGUCCCUCAGCACUCCUCUCAACCCUCUGCUGGGCCACAACCUGGGCUCCACUGUACUGUCUUCAUAUCCCACAGCCAUCUCUGGACUACAGAGCCAAAGAAAUAAAAACAGCAAUCACAUCACUGACCAUUCUCCAGUGGAAAGGCACAGCUUGAUGACCUCUGAUGAAAACUACUACAACAAAGAACGGCAAAAGAAGAGUCACAACCGCCUGUCCUCCUGCUCCCAGCAAAGUCGUGACCACUACCCUCUGGUAGAGGAGGACUACCAAGAUCCCUAUCAGGAUGCAUACAAACCCCACCGCAACAGAGAAUCCCCCGGGGGCUACAGUAACGACUCACGGCAUAGACUCUGAAUUAAUAUCUGAGAGCUGUGAGGUAACACGUAAUUGUGUAAGCCCUUUCCCAAAAAUGCAGUGCAAUCCAGGUCCCCACCCAUGGACUGUCUCAACUAAAAGCAAAAUCUGAGCAACCUGGUCCGUCUAAGUAAGGCCGCUAUUUGCAGCCCUUGCAUAUCUUUUGUAAGGCAGUUGGAGAUUUGAGGUGCAGAUAUUUAUCUGCAAUGGUUAAGAAUAGAUGUUAUCUUGAAGGAGUGAAAACUAUAAUACAGGGUGACCAUUUCUGGUCUAUAAUUUCUCGUAUUUCAGGCUUAGGCCCUAUGUCUAAUUCUUCACAGAGUUUUCAGCAUUCUCUAUAUUGCAGGACUUGCUGUGGUGGCAUGCUGAUUUUCACUUUGAACUAGUGCCUGCAUGCAGAAAUGCUCAACAGUGGCAGCAGCCAAUCAGCAUAGAGCCUUUUUGCACGAUCGCAGUAGCCAAUGGAAGCAGAGUGUCAUGCAUUCACUGUUUGUUUAUUUCUGUUUUGGUCUUUAUUUUGGAUGUUCUUGUCCUUUGCCUAGAGGUACAGAGCAGGAAAAUGUCAUACGUGACAUAAUAUCCUAAAUAUUUCUUUGACCUCUCUCUAUUUACCUAUCUAUGAAGAAAAUUAAGCCUUUUUAGAACUAAAUUCAUUUUAUUUUAUUUAUUUUUUUGCAUUUGCAUUUGCAUAAUUGUAUUUCCAAUUACAUUUAUAUAAAAGGAGAUGUUAGGUAGAAUGACGGCCUAAAAGUGUAUGGUAACUGAGACUAACAUGUAAGGAUUCCAUUAAAUAAGUACACAUAACAUAGUAAAAAUUCUUAGUGCAUUCCUGAAAUUCGUUCAGGAGUCAGACUACACUGGUCACCCUGUAUAUUUUGAGCUAUAGAUUCAAAAGAACCAACUCAUAAGAGGCAUUUGUUUGUGAAUCUGGCUACACUGGUCACACUGUAGGUAACACGCUGUAGAUUCAAAAGAACCAGCUCAUAAGAGUAAUUCAUUUGGGAGUUUGACUACAGUGGUCGCGCUGUAUAUUUCGAGCUGUAGAUUAAAAAGAACUGACUCAUAAGAAGCAUUUGUUCAGGAAUCUGGCUACACUGGUUGCAUUGCAUGUUUUGCGCUGUAGAUUCAAAAGGACCGGCUCAUAAGAGUCAUUUGUUCGGGAGUCGGACUACACUGGUCGCGCUGUAUAUUUUGAGCUGUAGAUUCAAAAGAACCGACUCAUAAGAGUCAAUUGUUCGGGAAUCUGGCUACACUGGUUGUGUUGCAUGUUUUGCGCUGUAGAUUCAAAAGAACUGGCUCAUAAGAGUAAUUCGUUCGGGAGUCGGAGUACACUUGUUGCGCUGUAUAUUUCGAGCUGCAGAUUCAAAAGAAAAGACUCAUGAGCCAUUUUGUUGGGAAUCUGGCUACAAUGGUCGCACUGUAUGUUCGUGCUGUAGAUUCUAAAGACCUGGCUCAUAAGAGUCAUUCGUUUGGGAGUCAGACUACACUGGUCGAGCUGUAGAUUCAAAAGAACUCAUGAGUAAUUAGUUCAUAAUAGUCAUCCGUUUGACUAUCGGACUGGUCAUGCUGUAUAUUUUGUACUUUAGUGAUAUAAGAAUGCAACUUUUCCUGACGGACCAAAACUGUCAAUAAAGGUCACAUGUGAGCACGCUGUCCCCUUAUUGGUCACUAUGUUUGUUCACUGUUCCAGGAAUAAGCUCAUCCAUUGAUAUACCGGUUAAAAUUAUAUGCCUCUAAAAAAUGUGUCAACCAUUACAAAUUUUAGAGAAUUUUCGAGCGUCGCCAGUUAGAGGUUGUGCUCUAAAUACAAAUUAUCACUCUGAUGAUAUGAGUUUUAAAGUUUCCGUCAUGGUUAUUUUUAUCCGUCAUUAGUUGCUUUUGCAUUAUUUCUCCAUUGAAACAUGCCUGUUCUCACAGAUCUCUCUCUCUCCCUCUCUCAGGAUUCCAUUAAAUACACACGUGCACACAUGCACACACACACAAACAGCAGAGUUAAGCCGUGUAAAAAUGUUUUACUCUGUUUGCUAACGCCGUCCUACCCAUGUUCUGCCACUAUUGAAAAGAGAGAAACAAUCAUACUAAAAUUACCUCAGGAAUUAUAAAGCAGCUCCUAUUUUAAACGUGCAAUUAUAUCUAAUAUAGUUGCCAAAAGGCUAUCCAUGUUUUGAUGAAAUACAGAGAAGUGCUGAUCAACAGAUGUCUUCUCCAAAGAUCCCUCAGUUAUGUUCAUGGUUUUUAUAGGGAUAUUGUUUCGUUGGUCCGUUGGGUCGGUUCGCAUUCUCACGUCAAGUGAACCGCUCCAGAGUUCAUUUGCAAUUGCUCCGAGACCACCUCAUUCAGGCGGUCGUGGACCGAUUGUUUUGGUGCGGAUCCGAGUGUGAUUGCCGUGUUCAUAUAAGCCUAAACGAACUGAACCAAGGGAAAAAGCAUGCAAGGUUCCGAAACAAAUGCACCAAACGAGCCAGGUGUGAAAACGCCCUAAGACCAACAUACUGCUUAAGAUCUCCUUUUUGUGUUCCAUUGAAGAAAGAAAGUUAGACAGCUUUGGAACAACAUUAGAGUAAAUGAAGACAGAUUUUUUGGCUAAACUAUACCUUUAAUUUUCUUUAAAAAACAGGCUUCAUUUUCUUCAUUCCUUUUUUGGGGGGGUUCUUGUGGUUUUAUAAUAAAGAGUAGUCUUACUCCCAGGAGUCUGGUUUGAUGCUCAUAUCACAUUUUAUUUUCUGUGCUAUACUGUAUUUCUAUUGCUGUGGUUUGUUUUUAGGUAUAGACCUUAUUCAUGCUAGUGCCAUCUUUGAUUUUUAAUGGGAAUGACAAGGAGGCUGCGAGGGAUAGACUAACCUUCAAUGGGCUGUACUGCAGUUUAAAGUGUUUUUGGAUCGUUCCGUUGACAAAACAUUGAGAAAAAAUAUCUAUCCAAGAACAUUUAGUAUACAAAGAACUCCAGACAACAAGAGUUGUGGAAAAUCAGAUGUGAUGUAGGAGCUUUAUACAGCUUUAUACUGUUUGUGCCAUUGAAGAGAUGGUAAGUCUAUCCUUCACAAAGAUGGCUCUAGCGUGAAUAAGGUCUGUUGGGUUCUGGUUGUGGUCUUAAAGGAAUAGUUCUCCCAAAAAUGACAAUUCUCUCAUCAUUUACUCACCGUCAUGCCAUCCCAGAUGUGUAUGACUUUCUUUCUUCAGCAGAACACAAAUUUUUAAGAUUUUUAGAAGAAUUUCUCAGCUCUUUUGGUCCAUAUAAUGCAAGUGAAUGGGUGCCAAAAUUUUGAAGCUCCAAGUCAACAUAAAAGUAAUCCAUAUGACUCCAGUGGUUAAAUCAUUGUUUCCAGAAGCGAUUUGAUAGGUGUGGGUGAGAACCAGAUCAAUAUUUAAGUCCAAUUUUACUAUAAAUUCUCCUCCCUGCGCAGUCAGUAGGGAUGGGCGGAUCCAUCCUAAAGUAUCGAUACUUCCGAUACUGAUGUUGUAUCAAAGAUAUCGAUCCUCACACAAAAAUAUCAAUUCUAACUUUUUUUUCUUUUUUUUUUACUAGGGAUAUUAUUAUUUGGUGAACAAUAUUAUUAUGAACAAUAAUCAUAAGCUUCAAAGUGAAAUAAAAAGGAUUAUGCUAUAUUAGCAAAUACUUGUGCAGGAUGGAAAUAUUUCUUCCGCUCAUCUUAAUAUGCUGAAAAACACAAGCAGACAAGCACUUGCACCAUCACAAGGCUCGUUCAAACAAGAGGGAUUAGUGCCUUGUAGAGGUAAUGAUAGAAAUCAGAGAAACAGCUUCUGGAGUAAAUUAAAAUAAAAUAACAAUAUAUCUAAAGUUGAAAUUUCUUAUAAUGAGUUUGUGUGUAAUUGUUAAUAAUAAGUAAUUAAAAAAAAUAGGCUGUGUACGGAAUCGUUCACUCAUUCACUAUUUCCUAUAUAGUGAAUGGCAGUGAGUGCACUAUAUCUCAGUAGUGAGUGAAGGAAAUGAGUGAGUGAAUUCAGACGCUGACGUAUACACAGAGCGUCGGAGCUCUGGGGCUGUCGCAGAAACAACGUCACAUAUAAACUUUUAAAAUACUUGGGCCUCACUUGUUAUUCUUAUUAAAUAAUAUAUUAAUACAAAAAAUCUUCAUUCUGUUUGUCAUUUUUAAUAUAUAUGUUAUUAUAAAAAGUAAACACAUUUUAUCAGAUGUACAUUAUUGUAUUUAUUAGUUUUACUUUAGUAUCUUUAAACUCCAAUACAAGCUGGGUAGCGUUUCUGAGCGCAUAGCGCCCUCAUCCGAUCAUAACCUACAUGUUAUAACCACAGAAUUAUCAUUUCCACUGUGUGCAGUCUCCUGAGUUAAAAUAAUAUCACCUCAGUGAAUUAUUUAGUAAAUAUAGAAUUCUUCAGCUUAAUGGCAAAAUUCUGUAUAAAUAUAAAUAAAGAGAACAUUUUAAAACAUAUCUGUAUGUUUUGCCUCUCUAUAUGUUAUUAUGUUAUUUUAAUCAAGUAAUGAUUUGUCAAAAAUUAAUUUAAUACAUUCAGCAUGAAAUAAAACAUAGCAGGAGUGAAGGAAGCAGUAAACUCCCAGCUCAUACAUCUUCCCUGCAGUGGAUUAACCAUUGUCGAGUGUACAUUGAAUUAUUAGAGUGCAUUGUGGGUAAGAAUGAGUGAACAAAUUAGGGAAGGAGUGGCUCACUCAGAAUUCAGCCACUUCUACGAAAUGGCACUCCUAUAGUGGAUAGGGUGCGGUUUCAGACACAGCAAUAGUUAACCAUUGUUUUACUAAAGUAAUAUUAUAGUAACCAUGUAUGUUUUUUUUUUUUUUUGGCCUGAAACCAUGGUUUUACUACAUUAAUAUUGUAGUAGUAACCAUGGUUAAUUGUGUGGUAACUAUGUUUUAACUAAUUACCAUGGUUAAACUAUAGUUACUGUAGUGAAACCAUGGCUAAUUUGUGUAAGGGUAAACAAAACAGAAGUCUAAUAAUUUUUUGUUUAGGCUCACAAAUGUACAUAAAUAAAUAAAUAAAUGACGAAGUAUGACUAAAAAUAAUAUUUUUAAUUACCCAUUUUAUCCCAAGAAAUCGCAAAAAAAAUCAGUUUUAUAGAAUUAUCGGUAUCGGUAUCGACGAUAUUGGACUUGAAAUUACUGGUAUCAGAUCAAAAAGAAAAUAAGUGGUAUCGCCCGUCCCUAUCGGUCAGGCUGCACUUUAGCUUUUACUUUCACAUUCUUUUUCUUGUGCUUUUGGUGAUUCACAUUCUUCAUUCAUAUGCCCCCUACUGGGCAGGAAGCAGAAUUUCAAGCAAAAAAUGACAAAUAUUGAUCUGUUUCUCACCCACACUUAUAAUAUCACUUCAGAAGAUAUGGAUUUCAUCACUGGAGUCAUAUGGAUUACUUUUAUGCUGCCUUUAUGUGCUUUUUGGAGUGUCAACAUGUUGGCACCCAUUCACUUGCAUUGUAUGGACCUGCAGAGCUGAAAUAUUCUUCUAAAAAUCUUCAUUGGUGUUCUGCAGAAGAAAGAAAGUCAUACACAUCUGGAAUGGCAUGAGGGUGAGUAAUCGAUGAGAGAAUUUUCAUUUUUGGGUGAACUAUUCCUUUAAUACCACAAAAAUGUGUGGCAGCUAAGUGGAGAUUCAUUCUUUCAUUAAACCUACUUUCCACAGUCAGGUCUGUGGAUCAAUAUGUCUCUAGAAAAUGUCUCUGGUCUGUUAAGGUUUAUGAGACUAUUUAGUGUGUGCCUGAGCAAUAGUAAAGUUUCUGUGUGUCGUAGCAGGUACACUGAAGGUUUAUAUGUGAUUUUAAAAAUAUUUGAAAAUAAAUUUAGAUAAUUAGACUUCAGACAACAUGGCAUACAAAGUACAAGCUAUAAAAUAUUUUUAUAUAAUUUAAUUGUAUUAAUAUUAUAUAUUAUAAUUAUCAUUUACAUUUUUUAUUUAUUUAUUUUUCUGUGAAGGCUUUAUCUGAAAAUCAUGCAAGAUGACCUGACAUCUUAUGUGACUCAUUUGCAUGUUUUCAGGAUGUUGACAGUUGUGUUUUACUUGACUCAUUUCUUGCUAAUACACAAUAUCAGAGUUUUGCAAAUCGACUUAAUGACCUGAAUUGUUUUGUGUUGGCAUGUUCAGAUCACAGGUUCUGAUUUGUUUCCUCUCACAGAUAUUGCUGUUGUGUGUUUGUAACAGCACAACAGAGAUGGAACACAAGCUGUGUUAAUUUAAGUAAUACUAUAGUUUUACUCUGUAAGUUUUUAUCCUUCAGUGAUUUCAUAGUUGAGAUUUAAGCAUUUUAUGUUUUAUGUGCAACUGGUGUAGAAACAACUGGACUUGAUCAGUUUCCACUCUGACUUGAGUUGUCAAUAAACCUGUAUUUAUGAGGUAGCUUUGAUAGUAGUGUAAACUGUAAAGUUGCCCUGUGCAGAACCAAUAAGAAGGUCCAUAGGUUGUUUUCUGUAUUUGCGUAGCAUUUGAAAGCAUUCUGUAAAUCCUUCUUGCUGGAGGUGAGGGGUCAGUAGAAGUCAAUGUAGUUUGUGUAAAGUGCCCUUACUGUCUUUCUUAUCACUGCCACCCCCUUUUCCCCCACCCACCUGCAUUAUACAUGAGGAAUAUUUCUGAAGCUAUAAAAGAAGUAACAUACAAUUCCAUUGUCUUGUUUAAUGCAUGUUCAUUACCUCUCUUUGAAUCAGACAGAAUUUGAGGAUCCCUUGAACUAAAACACAAAAUAUUUUGGUGUAUGGCUCCAAACAUCAAAUGACCCGUUUUAUGGUUCUUUGAUAUGCAGUUGAAACCGUAUUUUUGUGACUCUAGUGUAUAUUGUAGCCAAUGCUCAGGACCCACCAUUACAUUUAUGACAUACAUUCUGUUUUUACCCAUUUUUGUAUCUAUUAAUUUCUCAUACUUCUUUUUCAAUUUCAGUCAAUACAUUCCCUGCCAGUGACUUUAGGAUUAUGCCUUAACUGUAUAAUAAGGUGUAUAUGUUUGAUUUUCUCAAACUUUAGCAGAGAGUUCUGUAAAUUUGUUUUACUUUUGAAUGUGUGUUAACCAUGUACAGUACAUCCUAUACGUAAUGUCAUUCUGUGCAUGUUAAAUUGGUCAACUCCUGGUCAGACUUAAUUCAUAUCGUAGAAGAAGAAAAAAGUGUGUACUUCCUAUUUCAUACCACCAUGACCAGAUUUUCACUGAAACGUCCCAUUCCCAGGAUAGAUGGUUUUUUUUUCCUUUAGUGAAUGUUCUGUAUCAUGCAAUGGCAUGUUGGUAAAAGACAACGAGAAAUUUAUUUAAAAUAAAUGACAGCCUUUUACUAUGCAAAAGUGUACAGUGCUGCAUGCUAAUGCUUUACCUCUGUCUGCAACUUAAUGGCUUCAAAUGGAGUUCAAGUGGAAUUGUGAGUAUUAUUUGUGCAGGAUGGUAUUUGAGAGAAAUGCAAACCUGCAAGCAUAAUAUUCCAUUUUGCAUUAUCAGAUUAAAGAAACAUGUUUUUGGGGAAAUAGAUGUGUAAGAAGAAGUAAUUUAGGUGCAUUUAGUUUUCUUUUGUAAAAUAAAAUGUAAUGUAAAUGACA
Messenger RNA from Myxocyprinus asiaticus (Chinese sucker), 9277 nucleotides. RefSeq names its product voltage-dependent L-type calcium channel subunit beta-4-like. The record is from RefSeq and is a predicted model, not a curated record. Lineage: Eukaryota; Metazoa; Chordata; Actinopteri; Cypriniformes; Catostomidae. The coding region runs from base 320 to 1777 and encodes 485 amino acids. Gene Ontology annotation, biological process: calcium ion transmembrane transport; neuromuscular junction development; regulation of voltage-gated calcium channel activity. The transcript is spliced from 13 exons. Gene Ontology annotation, molecular function: protein binding; high voltage-gated calcium channel activity. Gene Ontology annotation, cellular component: voltage-gated calcium channel complex.